CUCGGGUAGCUGGUCCGUGUCACGGUAGAAAAUAGUACAAAUUAAUUGAUGGGAUUAGUCCGAACUGGGGUCAGGAGCGAAAUUUUGAGACUGGGAUGCCGGUAUGUUGUCCUAGAGUGUGUGGUACCCGUGAAUGUGAGGUGUCUGGAUUGAUAGUUCCUUGGGCCGGAUCCGAAGGCUUGGAUGGAUUGAUCUCACAUCCUUCCUCUGCAGAGUUCGAGGUUGCUGAUGGAAUGUACGUGAGGAAAUCUUUCCCUGAGGGGCCACGCCUGCCUACAAAUCAUGCGUGCUUGAAAGGAGAGAUAGGCAUCUUUCACCAAGGAAAGGGCCGGUGGCACAUCAUGGCUCUAGCGCAACCGCCAGCUUUGCAUCUCUAUCGAGAUCUAGUACCAGGAGUGUGGUAUAUGAGCUGCUUGCAAGCAAAGAGGCAAAAUGUUUGGCAGAUGGUAUCACUUGUAAGGUAUAGCCAGAGAAGUUGGCGUGUAUCAGCCACCUUCUUUGCCAAAUUGCCCAUACCACUGUUGCAACACACCUUCUCAGGCGGCCAUGUGGUGGCGAACAUGGGUUGCUGGUUCUUCAUCGAGAUCACGCAAAUUCGCUCGUCACAAUGCAAGAUCCAAGCCACCGACAGAUUGACACGAUUAGCCGCAUCGUCGAAUGAGACAUGCAUGAUUCCAACCAGCAAUUCAUCCCAGCGAGGCGGCGCCUAGAAAGCUGUGGCAUAUGAUAAGUUACAAUCGAGAAAACAAGCUUAACUCAUGAGUCGGGCGCCAACCUCGCACAUUUCGAGACACGGCGAUCACACCGAAUUUCUCGACAGAUAUUUUGGUUG
Messenger RNA from Xylaria bambusicola, 832 nucleotides. RefSeq lists its product as uncharacterized. The record is from RefSeq and is a predicted model, not a curated record. The transcript has a single exon. Bases 96 to 710 code for a protein of 204 amino acids. NCBI's taxonomy places the organism in Eukaryota, Fungi, Ascomycota, Sordariomycetes, Xylariales, Xylariaceae.